Molecule: messenger RNA, 630 nt
Organism: Argentina anserina (silverweed cinquefoil)
Lineage: Eukaryota; Viridiplantae; Streptophyta; Magnoliopsida; Rosales; Rosaceae
Exons: 3
Coding region: 1-630 (209 amino acids)
Molecular function (GO): nucleic acid binding
Source: RefSeq, a predicted model, not a curated record
AUGAAAUACUCGGUGGAUGUGUUAGGGAAGUUAUAUGUGGAUGAGAUAGUGAGACUUCAUGGAACUCCUGUGUAUAUUGUUUCUGAUCGAAAUGCAUGUUUCACUUCGAAGUUCUGGGGUAGUUUACAGAAGGCUUUGGGAAGUUGGGAGGAUCAUCUGAGAUUGAUUGAGUUUGCCUACAACAAUAGUUAUCAUACUAGCAUCGACAUGCCACAUUAUGAGGCUCUUUACGGUAGACUAUGUAGAUCACCUAUCUAUUGGGUCGAAGUUGGUGAUGAAGCACUAAUAGGUCCUGAGUUAGCUCCGAGGUAUGUUGGGCCUUUCGAGAUUCUUGAGAAUGUAGGUGAUUAUUGGCUAGCUUUACCUAUGAGCAUGUUUGGUGUUCACAACGUCUUUCAUAUUUCCAUGUUGAUGAUGUAUGUACCAGAUGAGUCACAUAUGAUUGAUGACAGCUCCAUUGAGGUGAGGAAAAAUGUCACUUUUGUUAUCGAGCUAGUUCGUAUUUUAGAUAGGUCGACAAAGAAGCUUCGUAGGAAAGAGGUGGAGCUCGUUAAAGUUUUGUGGAGGCACCAUGAUGAGAGUGAUUCCUCUUGGGAGUUAGAGUCGGAUAUGAGGACAAGAUAUCCGUAG